This is a messenger RNA of Ipomoea nil (Japanese morning glory), 1578 nucleotides long. RefSeq lists its product as uncharacterized. The record is from RefSeq and is a predicted model, not a curated record. Bases 1 to 1578 code for a protein of 525 amino acids. The transcript is spliced from 5 exons. Lineage: Eukaryota; Viridiplantae; Streptophyta; Magnoliopsida; Solanales; Convolvulaceae.
AUGGAAAGGUUCAGGCCACUUCCCCAGCUUACAGGUGAUAACUACGCAUAUUGGAAGGCUCGAACAAGAACUCACCUUAAAGCUCAAGGAGAUCAGGUUUGGCGGGCGGUACUGACUGGUUGGACUCCACCUACAAAACCUGGAGAAAAAGACGGUGAUCCACCAGUGAUAAAACCUGAAACCGAGAUAACUCAAGCUGAAAUUACCACUGCUGGAUAUAACGAUAAGGCUCUUUACAAAAUCUAUUCCUUAAUGCAUGAAAAUCAAUUUUCGUUGGUUACAGGUAUUGAUUGUGCAAAAACUGCGUGGGAAGUACUCGAAACCACCUAUGAAGGUACACGUUCAGUUAAACAGUCAAAGCUUCAGCUGGUAAAAACUGAAUUUGGGGGACUUCGUAUGAACGAAGACGAAGAUAUUGUGAGUUUUCCCGAACGCAUACAAGAGUUAGCUAAUCGAGCAAUAAUUCUUGGAAAACCUUUCUCCCAACAAAAACUUGUCAAAAAAAGCCUAAGGUCUUUACCUCCGAGAUUCAGGAUGAAGGUAACCGCUAUUCAAGAACAUUAUGGCUGGGAGAACAAAUCAGUGGCUCAACUAAUGGGCAAUCUUCGAACCUACGAAAUUGAAAUUCUUACUGAUCACACCAAAAAGCAAAUGACAGUUGCAUUUGUUGCUGAAGAACAUGAUGAUACCGCUAACCCAGACGAAUCAGGUAUCUCAGAAGAAUUCACAAAACAAAAAUUUCAAAAAGGAGCAAGCUCAAACAUGUCGAAAACUGGUACAAAAACUAGCAUGUCAAAAUCAAAACCUGCUGCCUCACAUCCAGCCCACUCCAAGGAAAAAUCAAACAACAAAGGAGUAAAAGGCUACGAGUGUGAGGGUUUUGGUCAUGUUCAAGCUGAAUGUCCAACUUAUCUUAGGCGAAAGAAGUCCAUGACAGCCACAACUUGGAGUGAUGACGAACUUGAAUCAGAAGCUGCUGAUUCUGAUGCAGAAGAAAUGUUCGAUAAUUUUGUAGCUUUUUCUGCUAGAGUUGCGACAUGUUCAGAACCUGAAGAUGCAUCUGACACGGAGGGUGGUGAAUACAACUCGGCGAAAGACCAUGAAAUACCAUAUUUAUCUUAUGAAGUAGAGUUUAACAAGUUGUAUCCCAAGUGGGAAGCAUUACUUAAAGCAAAUCGUAUAGUGUCUAGUUACGAGGACACAUCAUACCAGAGUGUUAUUACUUCUACAAAGAACAAAGGGCCGAAAAAUAUAGCCAUAAGUAGGGAUGAAAAAUUUUAUUUCGACAGCGGUUGCUCACGUCACAUGACCGGAAAUGCAAAAUUUCUAAGUGACAUAAACACAAGCAACGGUGAAGUAACCUUUGGUGAUGGAGUCAAAGGACAAGUAACCGGAGUAGGUACUCUAAAUGUUGCAGGUCUACCGAAGUUGAAAAAGGUGCUACUGGUAAACGGACUCCAUGCCAACCUCAUAUGCAUUAGCCAACUCUGCGACCAAAACUCGAAUGUUAGCUUCACCAAAGACAACUGCAGCGUUAUGGAUAAUGAAAAGCACUGUGUUAUGGAAGGUCCAGCAUAA